Messenger RNA from Racocetra persica, 987 nucleotides. Lineage: Eukaryota; Fungi; Glomeromycota; Glomeromycetes; Diversisporales; Gigasporaceae. The record is from the annotation of a GenBank genome assembly.
GAUGACGAAUACCCUAUUAAUACAUUUAAUAAUUCUUUUACAUCGGUAUCUCAUAAAUUAUUGGUAGUAAUACCCUCCCAUAUUACCGAAAUUAAAGCAAGGAAAUUAAUGAGGGAAUUCAUGUUUGGUAUUAAAGAUAAUUUGAUACCAUGCACAGAACAAAAUGGAGACAUCUAUUAUAAAUUUUUAGUGAAAUCUUAUCGGAAUGUUGAUUAUGGAAUGUACGUAUUAAAAGAUUUUAAAGCGGAAGUUAUGGAAUUUGAUGAUAUUGUAGAGUUUCCAAAGCUGCCGAAUGGCGUUGAUUGGCAGAAAGUUGUUCUUACUUGGAUUUCUUAUGACUACGUGGCGAUUAUUGAUGAACAUUCUGUGAUAGACCUUAAAAAACUACGACAAAUUCUAGAUUCAUCUAUAAUUAAUAAUUACUCUAUGACGCCUAAACAGAAAUCUAAUCUAGUUUGGGGUCGCUUUGAUAACCAAAUGUCAGAUGAUAUGCUUAUAGUCCUUGGUCGAGAAUCCAUAGAUACUUUACUUAAUUUUGACUAUUUCACAAUGCCAAAUAGAAAUGAAACUUUAAUAGAAAUAUUUACUAAUCAAAUAUCAUUAGCUUACUACUAUUUCGAAAUUGAAAAUCUUACAAAUGAAAGUAAAUUAUUUUUCAUCAAUGAUCAAAUUGGAAUGAUAGAAUGGUCAAACUCUGUUAAAACUAUUCCAGUAGAAAAAACCAUAGGGAUCGGUCGCGUAUAUCUAGAAAGUGACGUAAGAAAUUUAGUAGUGUAUUUAUCAAUCACCAAAUCUACAGUAUGUCAUCCUAUUGUACGUGAAAAUGCAGAUGAUGUGACUGAUAACAAGCGUAGAUAUGCCAAAAAACAUGGAUACUCAUUUGUGGCGCGCUCUGAAGAAUACAACGUCCAACAAUUAUAUAAGAACCGAGAAUCUAUAUGGGGAAAGAUCGAUUCUAUUGAAAAGGUUUUACCUCAUUAUGAUUGG